Cryptotermes secundus is the source of this 2314-nucleotide messenger RNA. RefSeq names its product guanine nucleotide-binding protein subunit alpha homolog (gene cta). Gene Ontology annotation, cellular component: heterotrimeric G-protein complex; brush border membrane. Gene Ontology annotation, biological process: Rho protein signal transduction; adenylate cyclase-modulating G protein-coupled receptor signaling pathway. The record is from RefSeq and is a predicted model, not a curated record. The transcript is spliced from 4 exons. Lineage: Eukaryota; Metazoa; Arthropoda; Insecta; Blattodea; Kalotermitidae. Gene Ontology annotation, molecular function: D5 dopamine receptor binding; guanyl nucleotide binding; GTPase activity. The coding region runs from base 227 to 1327 and encodes 366 amino acids.
AAGUCUACCGUGAAAUGAAGAUGAAAUGCAGAUGAACAACUGUUCCCUUCUACUAAAAAAAUUAGCACUUUGCACCACCCACACUCGCCGCAAAUAUCGUGUCAUCAUCGACCAUCAUCGACAUCACACAUGAACUUCCGUCGCUUUCCUGCCUCUCCUGACCGUUCCUGAUGUCAUGCAAGUAAACUCAUCGGAACCAUCGGCAUCGGAACGAGGGUGAGGCAAGAUGGCGACCGUAAUACGGUCGUGUUCGUGUUGUCUGCGCUUUAAAUUUAGUCCGGAAGAACUGGAGCAACGAUACAAGAGCCAGGAAAUUGACAGAUUAAUAGAGAAGGACAAACAGUCUUUAAGAAGACAAGUGAAAUUGUUAUUACUUGGUGCCGGUGAAAGUGGAAAAUCUACGUUUCUGAAGCAAAUGAGGAUUAUUCAUGGUAUAAAAUUUGAACCAGAGCUUGUAAAAGAGUACCAACAUGUGAUCUACCAGAACAUUGUGAAAGGCAUGAAGGUAUUGGUGGAUGCUAGGGACAAACUUAACAUUCCGUGGGAAAACCCAAAUAAUUCCGAGUAUGGUCAAUACAUCCUUAAGUUUGAAAACAGUAUGAUGUUGGAUGAUAGACUUUUCUUGCAUUAUUCCCCGUCAUUACUAAGUCUAUGGAAGGAUUCUGGUAUUAGGAAAGCCUUUGAUAGAAGACGAGAAUUUCAGUUGAGUGAUUCAGUACAGUACUUUUUCAAUGAUUUGGAGAGGAUAGCAAGAACAGACUAUGUACCAUCCCAUCAAGAUAUUCUUCACGCACGAAAAGCUACAAAGGGAAUUACAGAAUUUAUUAUCCCAAUCAACAACAUCCCUUUUCACUUUGUAGAUGUUGGUGGUCAGCGUUCACAGAGACAGAAGUGGUUUCAGUGCUUUGACUGUGUCACUUCAAUUCUCUUUCUUGUUUCGUCUUCCGAGUAUGACCAAGUGCUACUGGAGGACAGACGCACAAACCGCUUGGAAGAGUCACAGAACAUAUUUGAUACAAUUGUCAAUAACCUAGUGUUUCGUGGCGUAUCCAUCAUUUUGUUUUUGAAUAAAACAGACCUGCUUGUCCAAAAAAUUCACUCAGGUGAUAUUCGUACAUAUUUUCCUCAGUUUUCUGGUGACCCACGCAACUUGUCUGAUGUUCAGGCAUUCAUCUUAGGUAUGUUCACAAGUGUAAAGCGAGAUCCAAGGAAGCCAUUAUUUCAUCAUUUUACUACAGCUGUUGAUACAGAGAAUAUCAAGGUGGUGUUCAACGCUGUUAAGGACACUAUCCUCCACAGGAACCUUGAGUCACUCAUGCUUGAGUGACAGCUUGUUCCGGGUGAGAGCUGCGGUAAUGUUAGUUCGCUAGAUUCUCCUUUAUACCGCAAUUCAACAAAUUGUUCACAUUAUUUUGUAUUUUAUCGAUUACCUGAUCAGUCAUUGGAUUGAAAGCUAUAAUACUGCAGUUAUGUGUUAAGUUGUGUCUUAUUGUUUUAAGACUUGGAUAUCUGUAUGUGUAAUAUCUUGGGUUGCAUUAUUUUAUUGUUAAUACUCCCAGAAAUUUUUCAAAGUCUCUCACUAGUAAAAAGAAACAAAACAUUUUGUCAUAAUAAACAGACCUUUCAGGUUUCAUUCUAGGAUUUUGCCUUGAGGAGACCCUGCAAAUGAUGUCACAAGACUGUAAUAGGCCACUAGCCCAAAGAUGUGGGACACCAUUGAUGAUCUGGAUUGUGUUAAAGGAUAUUUUAAACUGGAUUGUAACUUAUCUGACUGCAGUUAAAGUUAAAACAUAAACUCUGACAACAGGAAAAUUGGAUACAUUUCUUGAGCAUAUAAAAUCUGAAACUUUUCAAAUUUUUCCAGCCAAUUACACAAAUUGUUUUUAAUUUAUUGAUCAGACUAAUUCUAAAUCAGAAGUUCUAAAUGUAUACUUUUAGCUUCCUGCAAGUGGGAAAACAUAUUUACUCAGAAAUAUUAAUUACAUGAGUAGUGCAUUCUUUGAAAAUGUAUAGUCAUUGAAUUGUUAGUUCCACAUACUGUGGUACUGACCAUAUUAAUUACACCACUUUUUAAUGUACAUGGUCACUGAUACCACCAAAAACAACACUGAAUUUUAAAUACUGACAUGGGGAGACAACCUCAGGUCACCCCAAGCAAUCGGACCACAAUUGGGUUCAUAAAGAACAAAAUUGUAGCAGUUGUAGUACAGUAGUUUUUGCAGUUAUUCUUUGCAAUAAGUAGAGACAGUGUCACAUAACUUUGAACAAGGCCACGCAUUCCCUGCGUUCCCGCAACCCACCCCCUUGUCUGAAA